Messenger RNA from Mangifera indica (mango), 827 nucleotides. Its product is annotated as outer envelope pore protein 16-3, chloroplastic/mitochondrial-like. NCBI's taxonomy places the organism in Eukaryota, Viridiplantae, Streptophyta, Magnoliopsida, Sapindales, Anacardiaceae. The transcript has 3 exons. Gene Ontology annotation, molecular function: transmembrane protein transporter activity. The record is from RefSeq and is a predicted model, not a curated record. Gene Ontology annotation, biological process: protein insertion into mitochondrial inner membrane. Bases 174 to 653 code for a protein of 159 amino acids. Gene Ontology annotation, cellular component: TIM22 mitochondrial import inner membrane insertion complex.
UAAAGUUAUAUGAAAGGUUUUGGGCAAAAUGGGAAAGACAACUACUGCUCUAUUAAGCUGAAGCCUCGACAUAACCCUUAGUUGAACCCCUUUCUUUUGCAGUCUAGAGCAACACGCGCGCUCGUUUGUCUCUCCGAUUUCGAUUUUCAGAGGUACCUGUUUAGGAUAAAGUGAUGAAACCAUCAGAGCUAAGGUAUUUGGAGGAUGAAGAUACUCCUAUAAUGAAAACAUUUAAGGGUGCAACAAUGGGUUUGGCUGCUGGGACUCUCUGGGGAACCAUUGUUGCUACUUGGUAUGAUGUGCCUCGUGUUGAGAGAAAUGUGGCGCUUCCAGGGUUGUUGAGGACGUUGAAGAUGAUGGGUAACUAUGGGAUGACAUUUGCUGCUAUUGGGGGAGUUUAUAUCGGUGUUGAGCAGCUCGUGCAGAAUUACAGGAUGAAGAGAGAUUUUAUUAAUGGAGCUGUUGGAGGUUUUAUUGCUGGGGCAACUGUUCUUGGCUACAGAGGAAGGAGCAUUUCUACUGCUAUUUCUGCUGGCACAGCACUUGCUGUUACUUCUGCCGCAAUUGAUGUUGGUGGUCAAACCACAAGAAGAGACACUGGCAAGGAAUAUUACCCUUACACCACAAAGAAAAGAUCCGCUGCUGAUCAAUGAUUUCUCAGUCGAAAAGAAGCUGGUGGCAAAAACAUGAGACAGAGUUUUCCACUUUUUAUGUUUGCUUCAAAGAUGUAACAAUACUCUCAGCUCUAUUUCAUUGUUUCAACUUGUAAGUUUUUAGAGCUUGAACAGAUGUUUGGAAUAAAUAUGCUUUGUCAUUUUGCUCUGCUA